This is a messenger RNA of Balaenoptera musculus (blue whale), 3591 nucleotides long. It is a transcript of the gene DMGDH, whose product is annotated as dimethylglycine dehydrogenase. The record is from RefSeq and is a predicted model, not a curated record. Gene Ontology annotation, cellular component: mitochondrion; mitochondrial matrix; cytoplasm. Gene Ontology annotation, molecular function: dimethylglycine dehydrogenase activity; protein binding. NCBI's taxonomy places the organism in Eukaryota, Metazoa, Chordata, Mammalia, Artiodactyla, Balaenopteridae. The coding region runs from base 80 to 2665 and encodes 861 amino acids. The transcript is spliced from 16 exons.
CCGCCGGCCCCGCCGCCCCGGCUGUCUGCUGGCUUGGGAGUAGGUGCCCGCGCCCUCGCCCUAUGGCCUCGACCUCGCCAUGUUCCGCUCGGGCGCGCUGCGGCUGCGGGGCUUCCCGCUGCGGGGCUCCCUCGGCCGCCCACGCUCCGUCUGCGGCCGCGAAGGAGAAGAAAACCCACCCUUACGUGCAGAAACAAGAUGGAAAGACAGAGCAGAAACAGUGAUAAUUGGAGGUGGCUGUGUUGGUGUGAGCCUGGCUUAUCACUUGGCCAAAGCAGGCAUGAAAGAUGUGGUCCUCCUGGAGAAAUCGGAGCUCACUGCUGGAUCUACCUGGCACGCAGCAGGUUUAACAACUUACUUUCAUCCUGGAAUAAACUUAAAGAAAAUACAUUAUGAUAGCAUCAAACUUUAUGAGAAACUGGAAGAAGAAACCGGACAGGUGGUGGGAUUCCAUCAGCCAGGUAGUAUCAGAAUUGCUACAACUCCUGUAAGGGUAGAUGAAUUUAAAUAUCAAAUGACUCGGACUGGCUGGCAUGCAACGGAACAGUAUAUUAUUGAACCUGAAAAAAUACAAGAGAUGUUUCCUUUACUCAACAUGAAUAAGAUUUUAGCUGGACUGUAUAAUCCUGGAGAUGGUCACAUUGAUCCUUACUCUCUAACUAUGGCCCUGGCUGCUGGGGCUAGGAAAUAUGGUGCCCUUUUAAAAUAUCCUGCACCGGUGACUUCUUUGAAACCCAAGUCAGAUGGAACAUGGGAUGUUGAAACACCACAGGGAUCUAUGAGAGCAAAUAGAAUUGUGAAUGCUGCAGGGUUUUGGGCUCGUGAAGUAGGUAAGAUGGUUGGACUAGAACAUCCUCUCAUUCCAGUUCAGCAUCAGUAUGUUGUCACAUCGACCAUCCCUGAAGUGAAAGCUUUAAAACGAGAACUCCCGGUGCUCCGUGACCUGGAAGGAUCUUAUUACCUCCGACAGGAAAGGGAUGGGCUUUUGUUUGGUCCAUAUGAAAGUCAAGAGAAAAUGAAAGUUCAGGACUCGUGGGUCACCAGUGGAGUACCUCCAGGUUUUGGAAAGGAGCUCUUUGAGUCUGAUCUAGACCGAAUCAUGGAACACGUUGAGGCUGCCAUGGAAAUGGUUCCAGUCUUGAAGAAGGCUGACAUCAUCAAUAUCGUCAAUGGUCCCAUCACCUAUUCUCCUGACAUUCUGCCCAUGGUAGGGCCCCAUCAGGGGGUCAGAAACUACUGGGUGGCUAUAGGCUUUGGGUAUGGCAUAAUCCAUGCUGGUGGGGUAGGGAAAUAUCUCAGUGACUGGAUCCUGCAUGGAGAACCUCCUUUUGAUCUGAUAGAAUUGGAUCCCAAUCGCUAUGGCAAAUGGACAACAACUCGGUACACCGAGGCCAAAGCAAGAGAGUCAUAUGGAUUCAACAAUAUUGUUGGUUACCCUAAAGAAGAACGGUUUGCCGGGAGGCCAACUCAGCGAGUCAGCGGGCUUUAUAAAACCCUGGAGUCUAAGUGUUCCAUGGGGUUCCAUGCAGGCUGGGAGCAGCCACACUGGUUCUAUAAACCAGGCCAGGACACUGGGUACAGGCCAAGUUUUCACCGCACAAACUGGUUUGAUCCUGUGGGCUCUGAGUAUAAACAGGUUAUGCAAAGAGUAGGGGUGAUUGACCUGUCACCAUUUGGCAAGUUUAAUAUCAAAGGCCAAGACUCCAUUAGAUUGUUGGACCAUCUCUUUGCAAAUGUCAUUCCCAAGGUGGGUUUUACAAAUAUAAGUCACAUGUUAACACCAAAAGGUCAAGUAUAUGCUGAGUUGACAGUUUCUCACCAGUCUCCUGGGGAGUUUCUAUUAAUAACUGGUUCUGGAUCAGAACUUCAUGAUCUUAGAUGGAUUGAAGAAGAGGCUGUCAAAGGUGGAUAUGAUGUUGAAAUUAAAAACAUAACCGAUGAGCUUGGAGUCCUUGGCGUCGCAGGGCCACAUGCAAGAAAGGUCCUUCAGAAACUGACCUCUGAAGAUCUUAGUGAUGAUAUUUUCAAGUUUCUUCAGACCAAGUCUUUAAAGGUUUCCAACAUUCCUGUCACUGCUAUCAGGAUAUCUUAUACUGGUGAGCUGGGUUGGGAGCUGUACCACAGACGAGAAGAUUCUGCGGCACUUUAUGACAUUAUCAUGAAUGCAGGCCAGAAAGAGGGAAUUGACAACUUUGGAACCUAUGCCAUGAAUGCCUUAAGACUGGAGAAAGCUUUCAGAGCCUGGGGGUCAGAGAUGAACUGUGAUACAAAUCCCUUGGAAGCUGGACUGCAAUAUUUUGUAAAGCUAAAUAAGCCAGCAGACUUCAUAGGAAAGCAAGCACUGAAACAGAUUAAAGCCAAGGGGCUGAAACGGAGACUGGUCUGCCUCACCUUGGCAACGGACGAUGUUGAUCCGGAGGGAAAUGAAAGCAUCUGGUAUGAUGGCAAGGUGGUUGGCAACACGACCUCCGGAAGCUACAGUUACAGCAUCCAGAAGAGUCUGGCUUUCGCGUACGUCCCUGUAGAGCUAAGUAAAGUGGGACAAAAAGUGGAAGUUGAACUAUUAGGCAAAAAUUACUCAGCAACUGUCAUAAAAGAACCCUUGGUGUUGACGGAACCAAUCAGAAACCAACUUCAGAAAAAAGGUGGAAAGGACAAAAUUUGAAAAGACUUUGAGCAGGCAACUGAAUUAUGGUUGCUAUAUGAUUGCACUGAAAAUUAUAACUGAUUUGCUGGGGAAUAAGGGAAACCAAAAAAUUUAUUUCAAAAUCAUCAGAAUCUUAAAACCGUUCUCUUGUUUUCUAAGCAAGAUAGAAUAAUGCAUGAGUGAUUUACAUUGUUGUUUCAGAUGAAAUUUGAAGCUAAUGUUUUUACUAUUCUAUAUUGUUGUUUAUGAAACUCAGCAAAACAUUUAAGUGUUUGCUAACAUACAAUCAUUAUUACAACUGAAGUAGAAAACAUUAUAUAAUUUUAGGAACAUUUGUAUGUGGUUCUUGUUAGCUGAAAACAAAUUAUGUUUUACAUAAAGACAAAAGCAGUAUUGUUGAUGGAUUUACUUCAUUGAAAAAUACUAGUUGAAUAAGGGAUCAUUUUAAUUUUUCAUAAUAUAUCUAGGAAGAAAAUAGUAAAAUUUAAUAUUGGUAUAUGUAACAUUUUUAUUCAAUUCCUUGAAAUAUUUACUUCCUUAAUGACUUCCCUGAAAGCAGUUUUAUGGGACGUCAUUAUUGUCCUUUCAAAGGUUGUUUUAGAAGAGAAAUUGCAAACAAGAACAGAGUCUUCCAAAGGAAAUGGUACUUGUAAACCUUCUGAGAUGAAGCCAAAACAUAAAUUGUGCCAGUACAAACACAGUCUGAAUACUGAACACCUCUCUUUGGGAAAGAAUUAAUGCAAGUUGACAUCACAUUGUGCCGUUCUGAAUAUCAUUUCACAAGCAUUUGACAAAGCAGGUCAAACAAGAGCUUUAAGAGCUGACAGGAUUGCCCUUAACAUUGUGUACAGCAAGAAAAAAAAGCCAUUUAGGAAUAAUUCUUUGAUGUACCUCUUGAAAUUAUUUGUGUUUAGUUGACAGAAUAAAUCAAAUUUUUCAUAAAA